AUGGAUUCUGAGUUGAAAGGGCAGCAGCUAAGUGAUGCAGAAUGGUGUGUUAAAAAAAUUAAUGGUGAGGGAAAUUGUCUCCUAUUAUUUCUACCGAUGUCAUCUCCAACCACAAUUGUAAUGAUUGUUUUAGUUUCCUUGGAGCGCUUAGUUCCCUACGUUUUCAAACUUUCACAAACUCAAUUAUCACAGCAAUGCCAGAGCCAAGGUUUUACGGAUAGUAUAUCAUUAAAUCUAAUUAAACUAAAACUAAUGGACAUUCUACAAGCUCCUCAAGAAAUUAACCAAAUUGGAUUGGUAGAUUCAAAUUUGGUUUUUAGUUUCGAUGUAUCUGCGGAUAUUACAGUUUCCAUAAAUAGCGUACCUUCACAUGUUACUAAGGAUAUGUUCUAUAUGAUUUUGCAAAGUUUAUGCAUGCUUUUAUUAAAAUUGGUAAACCUUUCCACCCAAUACCACUAUGUACAACGGGAUAUUUUGAAUGAAAAGCAAAAAUGCUUAGAUUUUCUUUUAAUUUCUCUUCGUGAUUUAGACGGUGGGAGUAAAGUUAUCAGUCAAUGGGCUCCUGAAAAUUCUAAGAAUUAUGAAUCUCUGCAGCAAUGCACAGACGAUGACAUAAUCAAAAAAUUACUACAUAAAGGAAAAUUCCAGCAUCAAGAAUUUCUGGCGGACUCAUUAAAAACAUUAUUAUCUUUAAGAAACAAAUUUCAAGAUGUGUCGCGGUUUGAAGAAUCUGGAGAACUUAACAAAAAAGAGCGCGUCAGAUUUCCUGCGGUGAAUCAUUUUUAUAAUGAUGAUUUUGAAUUGCAAGCAGACCCUACAAAUGAGGCUCGACCAAAUAGCCGCGGUAAAAUUAAACCAAAGACAGAUUUCAAGCCAAAAUCUAGAGAAAGUAGUACCAGUUCGCAACUUCGCCUGGAGAAUUUUUCUGAAUCUGAGGCUACACCAGAAAAAACAAAAUCAAGUUCUUCUUUGGUCGAAGAAUACCCACAGAAAAAAAGAAAAUUUGGAAAGGUGAGAAUAAAAAACUAA
Molecule: messenger RNA, 1029 nt
Organism: Saccharomyces cerevisiae S288C
Lineage: Eukaryota; Fungi; Ascomycota; Saccharomycetes; Saccharomycetales; Saccharomycetaceae
Gene: NEJ1
Product: Nej1p
Exons: 1
Coding region: 1-1029 (342 amino acids)
Cellular component (GO): nuclear membrane; cytoplasm
Source: RefSeq, marked reviewed